AUGGAGCAGACUAACACCCAGCCCGAGUGGGCCAGGCCCCAAGAUUGGGAGCCCUUGAAAGAAACGAUCGCGAGACUCUAUUGGGACCAAGAUCGUCCACUCAACGAGGUUGCAGAGAUUAUGCGCCAGAAACACGGAUUUCACGCAACAAAAAAGAUGUAUAAAGCUAGACUAAAGAAGUGGGGGCUUACAAAAUAUCUCAAGGCCGAUAAGGUCGAGCAAGUCAGACAGGAAGCUGCAGAAGGCAAGAUUGUUGUGCCACUCAUUCGUGGCCGUCUUGCUGGACCCGAGAGGCUAAAGCGGGAGCUGCGCCGCAAACUCCCGGAGGAGUAUGCAACACUCACAGGUAUGCCUGCAACGCGCCAAGCAAUGAUUAGAUCGCCGCGGAUACAAUCACAAAGCCCACCCCCAUCAAUAUUUAGGUUGGAUGCUCCAUUGCAAUUCAAAUACGUCGAAAACUCCCUGGUGGCGGUACUGGAUUAUAGUCAGAACCGGAUGCAAGCGGGCAUCUGGGACCGGACCUCUGACUUUGUAUCCGAUGAUUACUCGGAUUCGUGGCAGAACAAAGUCCUUGUGUGCAACAAUAUGAUGAAAAAUGGGAAGAUGAAGGAGGCCUUCCGCUUACUGGACAGCUGCUUGAAAGGGUACAAGCGCCUUAUUAAGAAAGAGCAUCCGCUUCUAAUGAUCGAAACUUUAAUUACACACCUCGCACUUUCGAAGGAUCGCCCUGAUCUGGCAGACUCGAUACUUCGAUACAUCAGUGGAUUGUGCCAGAUCUGCCUGGGACCAGCACAUCCUUAUAGUAGACUUUGGACCAGCCUACGUUGUCUUGGCAUAGACCAGGUUCGAAAGUCUGCGGCUGUGAUAAUCAAAGCUCAGAUGGCAUCAUACGAGACGUACUUCGCACCCGAAGCAGAGUUUAUGGUGUGCCAGCAAGUUGAUACCGCAAGACAAGUGCAUUGCUACGGGUAUCUCGCGACAGCUGAGGCGGAACGAGAUAUUGCGAGAGCAAUCAAACUAAGGGAAAGCAGAGGGUUACCUGACACAAACGACUUCGUCUGUUGGGCUAAAGAGAUGCUAGCUUUCAUCUACAAGUUCAACGGCAAAUACGUAGAGGCACUUGAUAUUCUGGGCGAAGUCGGCCGAUUUGUUGACGCAGGUGCUGAGGGCAUGACAGAUUUCACGGUCAACGAGUACUAUAACGUGACGUGCAUAAUUCUCACAGAAAUCGGAACUUAUGAGGAGAUCGUAUCCUUCUUCCGGAAGAGGCUUGAUUGGAAUCUCAAAGUGGUCGGUUCAACUCACCACUGGACACUACGAGCCGUUGCCGAACUUGACUGGCAAUACGGCACAAGAAAUGACGUUGAGGCAUCGGCAAAGUUGCACAAUGAGUUCGAUUUUGAGUCCAAUUGGGAUACUCGCUGCAAACAGGAGGAUGAGAAGGAAGAAGGCACAUCGAGUGAGAUCUCACAGCAUCCGCCUACCGGAAUCAGUAAUCCGCCCGGAGAAAGCUGA
This is a messenger RNA of Neoarthrinium moseri, 1515 nucleotides long. RefSeq lists its product as uncharacterized. The coding region runs from base 1 to 1515 and encodes 504 amino acids. The transcript is spliced from 3 exons. Gene Ontology annotation, molecular function: protein binding. NCBI's taxonomy places the organism in Eukaryota, Fungi, Ascomycota, Sordariomycetes, Amphisphaeriales, Apiosporaceae. The record is from RefSeq and is a predicted model, not a curated record.